Molecule: messenger RNA, 716 nt
Organism: Helicoverpa armigera (cotton bollworm)
Lineage: Eukaryota; Metazoa; Arthropoda; Insecta; Lepidoptera; Noctuidae
Product: endocuticle structural glycoprotein SgAbd-8
Exons: 2
Coding region: 146-529 (127 amino acids)
Cellular component (GO): chitin-based extracellular matrix
Molecular function (GO): structural constituent of chitin-based larval cuticle
Source: RefSeq, a predicted model, not a curated record
AUAUUUUGUCGAAUUUAUUCUGACGUGCCAAAUGGUGCAAUACCAUCCAGAGGUGGUAGGCGGCAUAGUGACCCGUCCGUAUAUAUACCGAUAACACUGUUAGAUCAACAUUGUCUAGUGCCUUCACCGACAAACAAACACAAACAUGAAAACCAUUGUCUUCCUCGGUUUCCUGGCGGUCGCCCUUGCUGCGCCUCAAGCCCCCAAUGAACCCAUCCCCAUCGUGAAGCAAGUGAGCGAAAUCAACCCCGACGGCUCCUACUCAUGGGCGUAUGAAACCGGCAACGGUAUUAACGCUAACGAGAAUGGAGCCCUGAAGAACAUCGGCGCUGAGGAGCCCGCCCUCCAGGUGGAAGGCCAGUUCUCCUACCCCAGCGAGGAAGGUGGCAACAUCCAGCUCUCCUACAUCGCCAACGAAAAUGGAUUCCAGCCCCAAGGUGCCCACCUCCCCACCCCUCCUCCGAUCCCAGAGGCCAUCCAGCGCGCCCUCGCCUACCUCGCCACCGCUCCCCCACAGGCUGAGAAGUAAUUCAUGUUUGGAAAAUAGGUUAAGCACUAUUCAAUGUAAUUUAAAUUAUCAAGUAUCCCUUAAUAAUGUAAUAGACUAGUUCUAUUGCUUUAUUAAAGUUUACUUACACGCCUAUUAGAAAUUCUAUUUUAUAUCUUUGUAUUUUGUACAUAAACUGCUCUUAUGUAAAUAUAAAAUUUAAAAGUUA